AUGAACGAGAUUAAGCCGCACCAGCAGCCGCCGCCGCAGAGGAAGAGGAGGAGAAGGGACGACGGCCCGAACAACGCCGCCGUGUCCCACGGCGGGGAUACCAAGGUGAAGACCAAAGGCCUGACCGAGAUCAUCACCUCCCUUAUCCUGCUCGACGAUCAGGAAAAAAUCGAAAUCGAGGAGCUCGACAGGGCCCACCACGACGAAAGGCACCAGCUCGACCAGAACCACGACCGCCGUGCCCGGGCCAUGGUCGAAUACUACUCCCGCCUGCAGGACCACCACCACAACGCCACCCUCGUGGACGACACGCGCCGGCGCAAAUCUCGAUCCGACGCCCUCGUUGUCGCAGGCGCCGCCGUUUCCGUCGCCGCUGACGAUCCCGCCCCCGCCGGAGACGGUUCCCCCGCCGCGAGCGGCGACAGGCCCCCGCCGGCCGGCCCCCAUCGGCGGCUCUGGGUCAAGAACCGGUCCCGCGACUGGUGGGACCAGUGCAGCAGCCCCGAUUUCCCGGACGACGAGUUCCGAAAAGCCUUCCGCAUGGGCAAGGAGACUUUCGACAUGAUCUGCAACGAGCUGAGCUCCGCCGUCGCCAAGGAAAACACCAUGCUCAGGGACGCCGUCCCCGUCCGUCAGCGCGUGGCCGUCUGCAUCUGGCGGCUGGCCACCGGCGAGCCCCUCCGCCUCGUCUCCAAAAAAUUCGGCCUCGGCAUAUCCACCUGCCACAAACUCGUCCUCGAGGUCUGCUCCGCCAUCCGAAAGGUCCUCAUGCCCAAAUAUCUCCGGUGGCCGGAUGACGACGAGUCUCUCCUGACAAUCAAGAACCAGUUCGAAUCACUCUCCGGCAUACCCAACGUGGUGGGGUCCAUGUACACCACCCACAUACCAAUAAUCGCCCCCAAAAUCAGCGUGGCCGCGUAUUUCAACCGCAGGCACACCGAACGCAACCAGAAGACUUCAUACUCGAUCACUGUCCAAGGCGUAGUGGACCACAGGGGAGUAUUCACGGACGUUUGCAUAGGCUAUCCGGGCUCGAUGCACGACGAUCAAGUAUUGGAAAAAUCCACGCUUUUUCAACGGGCAAAUGCGGGUUUCUACCAAGGAAUGUGGAUUGUGGGCGGGCCAGGUUACCCGUUGAUGGACUGGGUUUUGGUUCCCUACACGCAGCAACACCUAACAUGGACGCAACACGCGUUUAACGAAAAAGUCGGGGAAAUUCAAGGGAUUGCGAAGGAGUCGUUUGCGAGGCUCAAGGGAAGGUGGGGGUGCCUGCAGAAGAGGACUGAGGUGAAGCUGCAGGACUUGCCGGUGGUUCUUGGGGCGUGCUGCGUUUUGCAUAAUAUAUGCGAAUUGAGGAACGAGGGCUUGGAACCGGGCCUUGAAUUCGAGCUCCUUGAUGAUGAGAUGGUGCCUGAGAUCGGGCUGAGGUCGGGGAAUGCUAUGAAGGCCCGGGACGCCAUUGCGCAUAACUUGCUGCAUCAUAAUCACGCGGGGACCUCGUUUCUUUCGUAG
This is a messenger RNA of Striga hermonthica, 1512 nucleotides long. The record is from the annotation of a GenBank genome assembly. Lineage: Eukaryota; Viridiplantae; Streptophyta; Magnoliopsida; Lamiales; Orobanchaceae.